UGGAUUUCUUCUUCCCACAUUCACUUCUGAUCUGAUUCUUUUCCCCACUUUCAGAACAGUAAGAAGGUAGAGAGAGUGAGAGAGAAGAAAGACUGCUACUCAACAAAAAAAGCUAGAAAAACCUCUCCGACACGUAUACACCCAUUUCUAUUCACUGAAGAAGGAUCUUGCAGUUGCAGCCAUGGUUAAGUCAGAGCACAAGAUCAAAACAGAACCACCAUCGAAGGCAAUGCGGUCUAUAUUAUCAGCAUCAUCACCGGCACCAGCAGCAUCAGAUAGCAAGAAGAAGAAGUACAAGGGAGUGAGAAUGAGGAGCUGGGGGUCUUGGGUUUCAGAGAUCAGAGCACCGAACCAGAAAACAAGAAUAUGGUUAGGGUCUUAUUCAACCCCAGAGGCUGCAGCUAGAGCCUAUGAUGCUGCACUUCUGUGCUUAAAAGGUUCCUCUGCUAAUUUUAAUUUCCCUUUAAGCUCUUCACAAUAUAUUCCCGGAGAUGCUGUCAUGUCCCCGAAAUCAAUCCAAAGAGUUGCUGCAGCUGCUGCAAAUAGUUUCAUUGACAAUGCCACCAUUCCCGCUUCUGCAUCUCCAGCUUCAACCUCAUCAUCAUCGUUGGUCUCAUCCCCCUCAAUGGCCUAUUCUCCUUCGGAUCAAGUCGAUGAUGAUGCCUCACUGAUAUCGUCUCUGGAAGCAGCCUACACUACUCGUGAUCAAGCAAAUGAAUCAAUGGCUAUGAAUGUGAUGGAGCCUUGGUACACUUUAGAUGAUCUUCAAUCCCCCAAGUAUGUUGAUCAGAUGUUAAGUGGUGCUUUCUUUGAUGUUGAUUCGUCCCAUCUGCUCGAUGAUCUAUUCGAAGAAAGCGACAUCCGUUUGUGGAGCUUCUGCUGAGAAAAACUCUAGCCGACUCCAAAAAAAAAUUCAAUUCGUUUGUCUUCAGUGGUACAACUUGAAGAUGUUACUGACUGUGACCAAAUUAAAAUUUGUUUACCCUAUGCUACAUAAUAGUUCAUAUUAGAUGAAAUUCAUGUAGAGAUAAGAGUUUUUGGUCUCUCUUAUGUGGAUUUCUAAGAGUUUGAAAUUAUGUAUCAUUGAUUGAUGCAAAGCUUGUAUGUCAAUGUCAUGAAUGGUUUCCCAUGUGUCACAGAAUAAAGGGAGAAUUAAAAAACA
Molecule: messenger RNA, 1162 nt
Organism: Vigna unguiculata (cowpea)
Lineage: Eukaryota; Viridiplantae; Streptophyta; Magnoliopsida; Fabales; Fabaceae
Product: ethylene-responsive transcription factor ERF014 pseudogene
Source: RefSeq, a predicted model, not a curated record